GCGAACGAACCACCAAGCGACGGACCAAAAUCCAAAGCAAAAGCAGUUCUCUUCCCAAUUUAGGAGCAGAUUUUUCGGUGAAAAGCUGUGUAAAAUCCCAUCCGUUGCCGUGCAAAGUGUCGACGGAAGUGUCCGGUGUGUGAAAAAGAUUCAGUUCCGGUGAGAUUUUGUGCGGUUGUUGAGUUGUCGAGUGCGAUUUCGCGGGGUCUGUUCGUUCACUAUCUUGGGUUUUAGCGCACAGCACUACACAGUGAAGUUCGCUUGAAGCGGAGCAUCGAGAAAGGCAUCCAGAGACGGCGGACGACGCCAAGCGGUGAAUCUUUCUGAGCAUGGGCAAGGACAUCGACCCAGCGGAUAUUGGCAAGCAUCCGGAUCUGAUCCGAAAAGCCCAAGCGGAAAUGACCCAAAGCGAUGUGUUGGUCUGUGGCCGGUGCCACAAUGUGUUCCACUUCAUAGAGCUGUUCAAGGAACACAAAGAGCAAGAAUGUCGCAAGGAGUCCACGCUGAAGGACUGCCGCGAGACCAAGGCCAAGGUAUGGGCAUUUCUGCUUUGGAAGGCAGCCCAGCUGAACACUGAAGGACCGGAAGCCGGAGCCGGCAAUGUAAAUUCCUGGAAACUGUACCAAACGUGGGUGAAGCUAGAGGAAUCCGUACGGGAGACGUGGAUCGUGGCCGGCCGAACGAUUCAAUCGUUUGCCAGGAUGGGGCAAGGAAACCUACAGGAGAUGCCUGUAAAGAUUACUAAAACUAUCAUCGAGAGUGCACCGGAGGAAAAGAAACCGCCGGUUAAUGCAAUCACUUCGCCGCCAGCUCAGCUAAACCGAUUUGUUCCGGGCCGUAAGCCCGAUAUCAAGACAUUAUCCCCUGUGGCCACAUCGACGCCGGCCAAGGUCGUGGAAACGGAGGUGAAAAAGCCUCCGAUAUCGACCCAGGUGAAAAAACCGGAACAGAACGUGAUCAACAAAGCUAUCAGCAAACGCUCCGUCGCAAAGCGCACUACUCCUGGUAGCGGCGAGGUCGUCGAGGAGGAAGUCGAAAAAAUCCUUGCCAAACGGUUCAACCCGCGCCGAAAAGAGCACGAGUAUUUGGUCAAGUGGUCCAAGUUCGCCCACGACCAGAACACCUGGGAACCGCUUAUUCAUCUGCAGACAUGUCAAAGUGUCCUGGAGUACUUCGAGGUACAAUUGGCCAAGCAGAAGGAACAACGUGCAGCGGCCGCCGCAAGGACUCUUCAGCAACAGCAAGCGGACAAAGCAAAGGCAACUGCUUCCGCGACGAUGACUGCUACCACCCCAGCUGUCUCUACACAAUUCGCGGUGUCUUCUGCACCCAGUGCAGUUACUGUUACCGUAGCACCUAGUCCGGCUGUAACGGUGACCGUGACUAAAACGGCUUCACCAGCACCUUCAUCGGUGGCAACAAUGGUGCCAGCCCCUACUAGCAUAACCAUACCCCUGACUUCGCCGCUUGGCGGUAGACCUUCACGUAACUCGAAGGUCAACGCCAUGGACAAGGUUAAGCAGUGGGUUGGGAGCAACAUGAUGAAUCAAGGAGGGAGUUCUGGUAGCGAGGAAACGUACGGCAAACGAAAAAUCGACAGCGACUACGAUGCCGAAGAGGAAGACGAAGGGAGCGUCAAAAAAAUGAGAACCGAUGGUGGGGCCGUAAAUCAAGCAUUAGUCAAGGCGCAACAGAGCGGUAGCGUAAAAAUCGUAUCGGUUGGAGCAAAGUCUCCCCUUAAGGUAGUCAAUGGAGUCGGUGGAGUGAUGAAAAAGGAUGACGGGAACGCAGCGGAAGUGAUUGUGAAAACUACCAAGGAUGGAACCGCUAGUGGAGUGGUCAAGAAACCAGGGUUCACGGGCGCAAAAAAUAUUGCUGGGGAAGCUCAGGUCCAGAUCGUAAACCGUGGUGAAGUACCGAAGCAGGGAGUGUUCAAAGUGAAUGCGAGCACCCCUUCGCCGCAGCCGUCACCGGUUCCAGCGCAAAGGGCUACCCCUCCGGGUAUGACCACAACUACGACUACACGGAUAGUUCGCAAGAAUAUCGGUGGAACUCAACAGCUGGUGAAGCAGGUCGUUCGAACAACCAUUCCCAUUCAACAAGCUCAACAGCAGCAACAGCAACAACAACAACAACAACAACAGGCAGCUGGUCUGGGAAGGCAACCUCUACAUAAAAUGGUUAACAAUGCAAGUCCAGGCGGCGCUCCUAUACCGAAACUCACCACCAACAUUGUUCAACGUAGCUCUCUGUCUCCGAAACUUUCUCCAGGGCAGGCCAAGGCUCCAAUUAACCGCAACAUUAGGAGCGCUCCCGCGUCAAAGAACACGACUCCCGAACAGAAGAUCAAUGCGCUCCGCAAACAAGGCCUGAAUGUUGUCAAGCGAGUCGUCUCUCCAGCGAUACAAGUGGAGCAAAAACCUCCCAUCACCAACCACGACGAAGAGGAGGACGACGGCAUUCCCGAUCCGUUCCCGUCGAAUUUCCCUGCUCCUGUUCCCCCAUCUCCUCCACGGGCUUUGACUCUUUGCCCCGUAACUGGAAAAGUACUCGGUCAAGCCGAAGGGGAACCGGCGCCCAUUCCCGAGGAUGAUAAAGCAAAACUUAAGAAGCAACAGCAACUACAAGCUCAACAGGAACAGCAUGAUGCGCAACAAGAGCAAGACACUCAGGUGCAUCAGAUUCUCACUAACGAGGAUGGAUCUCCGAUAAUUGUGGCGGGCGAAGACGGCACUCUGUAUCAGGUGGCCGGAAAGAACGCCGAAGGGCAGACCAUUCUGAUCGCUCAGGGAGCCGAUGGUGAACAGCAGUGUGUCCUGGUGGCUUCCCAGGAAGGUGAUGCCGAUGAUGGAAACGGUGGCGUACUAACGUUGGAUGCAGCUGUGUCCGAGGCAGUUGCCCAGAUUGGGGGAGUUCCUCAAGAGGGACAACAGAUGACCGAGGAGCAAGCUGCUCAGUACAAGAUGCAGGAAGGAGUGGAUCCAAAUCAACAAUUAACGAUCCAGACGGAAGAUUCCCAAGACGGCCAGAUUACGGCCGAGGUCGUACAAGCGGAUCAACCAUCACCUGGUGGUACUCGACGAGUGGUACUGCUUCUGCCCGACGGAAGCUUCAUGAUGACCGAGGUCAACGAGGAACAGUAUCAAUCGCUUAACUUGGUAAAUUAAGCCCGAAUGUGUUCCGUAGCACUGUGGUGACAACUUCUUUCGUAAUUUUUCGGUAUGUCGGUUCAAGCAUACAUUUCGACCCUAAAUUUAGUUAAGUAAACUUUACGUGUCUUGAGUUUUUAGGAGAAAAAAGUCCAACUGACUAGUGUACAGAUGCUUCAAUAGCAUAUCGCUUGGUAAUAUUAAUACACUCGAGCAAUUUAUGCGUCUCAAAUUAUACAUAUAUUUGUUUAAGAAUCCAUUAUUUGUUUAGUAAUAUGUUCUGACUAUGUUGCAGAGAGAAUUGUAGGACUUCUAAUCGCCUAUGGAUACGGCGUGUGAAGUUUAAUAUUAUGCUAUCCGGGAAAGUUCGAAUAUAAGUAAUGAUUAUCACUAGACGAUUUACGGUUACGUUAGAGUAUCCUGUUUCUCCGUAGGUAUUUGUCGAAAAUAAAGUAGUAGAUAUUGCAAGUUAAA
This is a messenger RNA of Ochlerotatus camptorhynchus, 3623 nucleotides long. It is a transcript of the gene Chro, whose product is annotated as chromator. The record is from RefSeq and is a predicted model, not a curated record. Gene Ontology annotation, cellular component: nucleus. Lineage: Eukaryota; Metazoa; Arthropoda; Insecta; Diptera; Culicidae. The transcript is spliced from 7 exons. Bases 330 to 3167 code for a protein of 945 amino acids. Gene Ontology annotation, molecular function: transcription cis-regulatory region binding.